AUGAUUAGUAAAGUUCAAGCAAGAGAAACUAAUCUUUGUUGUUUUGAAUCAGUUUAUUCUUACCUUUCAUCAACCAUGUCAAAUGAUUAUCUUCAAUGGUUUCUUAUUAUAUUUGCACCUAUUAAACAAAAUAAUAUCGAAGAUAUUCAAUUAUUUGAAUUUAUUAUUAAUAAAUUAAAUCUGAUUAAUCAAAAUAGACCAUCAUGUAUUAAUGGUCAUUCAUCGUUACUAUUUCUUUUCGAUGAAAUUAAUAAAAAAAAUAUUCAAAUUUAUUUCAAAAUUUAA
Molecule: messenger RNA, 285 nt
Organism: Rotaria sp. Silwood2
Lineage: Eukaryota; Metazoa; Rotifera; Eurotatoria; Philodinida; Philodinidae
Source: the annotation of a GenBank genome assembly